GCUCCGGCUCUUCCUUUCAUCUUCCCCAUGGCAGACGUUUCUAUUUAUCCACUGGCAAUCAAUGUGUGGCGUCACCGGUGGUACUGUAAUGACGACUGCACCAUUGAGGAUGACAGCUUAGAAAGAAGAGGGCAAUGGUGAUCCCUCCCAGAGCAGCACAGCAGAGUGUAGCGCUCGCAUCACAAGGUCACCCUAUCUCACCGCUUGCUCCUCUGCAUUGCAAAGUCACAAUGGAAACCAGGAAGGAGAUGGUGAUGUUUCUGGAAGGGACACAACUUGGCGCUCUAGUUGGCAAGAGGGUGCCUAAUUUGUCCGAAGCAGUGGGGAGCCCCGCUGCGGAGCCGCCGGAGAAGAUGAUCCAUCGGAACUGCCUCAGCCCCAGACCUGGCCCCUUGUCGUCCCGGGAGAGAGGAGGAGGAGGAGGAGGUGGCGAAGGAGAAGACGAAGAGGAGGUGGAGGUGCUGCCAGGGACAGGGACGGUGCCGGAGAGCCGCUCGGCGGCGGCAGCACUGCUUUCGGCCGGACAGCAGCCCCCCGUCCCGGAGCCCCCCACCAGCAAAGGGCAGCAGAGCAGCUCGGACACCGAGUCGGAUUUCUAUGAGGAAAUCGAGGUGAGCUGCACCCCGGACUGCGCCACGGGGAGCGCCGAGUACCAGCACAGCAAAGGGCCGUGCUCCGAGGCGCUGGCCGGCAGCCCCAGCGGCGGGGGGGAUCACCCCAAGGGCAGCGGAGGCAGCGGCGGCUCCCAGGGCUCGCUGGUCUGCAGCGCCAGCGACCAGAUGCGCCGCUACCGCACCGCCUUCACCCGCGAGCAGAUCGCCCGGCUGGAGAAGGAGUUUUACCGGGAGAACUACGUGUCCAGGCCCCGGAGAUGUGAACUGGCGGCUGCUCUAAAUCUGCCAGAAACCACCAUCAAGGUUUGGUUCCAGAACCGCAGGAUGAAGGACAAGCGGCAGCGCCUGGCCAUGACCUGGCCUCACCCGGCCGACCCGGCGUUCUAUACGUACAUGAUGAGCCACGCGGCGGCCACCGGCAACCUGCCCUACCCCUUCCCCUCCCACCUGCCCCUGCCCUACUACUCCCACAUGGGCAUCGGCGCCACGUCGGCCUCUGCCGCCGCCCCCUUCAGCACCCCCCUGAGGCCGCUGGACACCUUCAGGGUCCUCUCCCACCCCUACCCGAGACCAGAACUGCUGUGCGCCUUCAGGCAUCCCUCUCUCUACCCCGCCCCGACUCAUGGACUCAGCAGCGCCGGGGGCAACCCCUGCUCCUGCCUGGCUUGCCACAGCGGCCAGUCCAACGGGCUGGCGCAGAGACCCUCCGGAUCAGACUUUACCUGUUCGGCCACAACCAGGACUGACUCUUUCCUCACUUUCACGCCCUCUGUGCUGAGCAAAGCCACCUCAGUUUCCAUGGACCAGCGGGAAGAAGUACCUUUAACGAGAUAA
Aquila chrysaetos chrysaetos is the source of this 1448-nucleotide messenger RNA. RefSeq names its product even-skipped homeobox 1 (gene EVX1). Lineage: Eukaryota; Metazoa; Chordata; Aves; Accipitriformes; Accipitridae. Gene Ontology annotation, cellular component: nucleus. The transcript is spliced from 4 exons. Gene Ontology annotation, biological process: regulation of transcription by RNA polymerase II. The record is from RefSeq and is a predicted model, not a curated record. Gene Ontology annotation, molecular function: RNA polymerase II cis-regulatory region sequence-specific DNA binding; DNA-binding transcription factor activity, RNA polymerase II-specific. Bases 135 to 1448 code for a protein of 437 amino acids.